AUGCCUUUGACAAAAACAACAAUAAGCCAGAAGGGGUCCUGGGCAGCUCUUCCCACAGAGCUUCAAGAGCAUAUCCUGCGUUUUCUGCUCCACGAUGGCUGCAGCCUGGCUCGCUUCGCCACCGUAUCAGAACAAUGGCGGGCCAUUAUUGAACGUCACAAUUUUCAGCACGUGAAACUAUCAUUCUCUCGAGUCCCCCAACUCGGUUCCAUGACGGUCCGCGCACAAGCUCUCGUCAAGAGCAUCUGGCUUACCUUUGAACUCAGAGAGUACGGAUGCUCAUGUCACAGGAGCCAGCGCACUUUCGAGACAUAUGGCCUAAGGAAGAAGGAGAGCCUCCUGCGAAAAGCAUUCAGGGCCCUGUUCUUGACCCUCGGCGAGUGGGAUCCCCAGGGCGAUUUGAAGCUGGAUCUCACGAUCCACUCACCCAGCGACUCACAUUACUGGUUCAAGUAUCUUUCAUUUGAGCCCGAUUUCCCCGUGCCGCCCAGCCAGCCAUCUUUUGUGUUACCAAAUGACCCUGCACAUGGCUGGGUUUAUGGGAAACUAACUUCGGCUCCCAAGGCCUCGGCUCUUAGAACAGUGUUCGAGUCGAACCCCAUAGAUACUACUGGCCUUCUCCGGGUUGAGAAUCAAUGGUGGAACGGAUUACCCCAGGUCCCAGCUGUAAAGACUUUGAUCAUACGUCUGCAGAACCGCCGCCAAUGGAGCCCGUCGAUGCUUGCUGCUAUGCUACCACGUCUUCCUAGUAUUGAGGAAUUCUAUUACGAGCCUUGGAGAGCUUGGGACCCCAGCAGACAGGCAGAUACUGACGAGCUUUACUGCUCGUUUUUCGAUUCCCUCGCCAUGUCCACGAGUUUAAAGAAGCUGGUCGUGUUUGAAAAUUUUGACGAGCAGUAUGCCUUGGCCUUUAAACGCUGCCAAAGAAUGCGAGAGGUCUGCUUGAAAGUCACUCGGGCACUCUUCAAGGCUAGCCUGGAGUUGGAGCAUCUUUCGGCAUCCUUCGUCACUGGCGCAGACCAUUUUCUCCAGGCUGUAGAGCCGGGCUGGAAGUGGCCUCACCUACAAUCUUUGACGCUUACAUCGACCCUGCUGGAUGCUCAAUCAAAUCCCGGUACGGUGAACACCAUGCUUCAGGCAGUAGCAUCAACUGCUCUGUCGCGCAUGCCAAAGCUCAGGACAUUUGAAGUCUGGCACGGACGCGUCGGAUCGGCUGCCCUCUUCAGCUACCGGGUCGAUGAACACGGUUAUACAAGAAUCAGCUGGAAAGCCACCUGGAGACUCACCUUGGAUUCCUGUGUGAUUAAAGGCUGGGAGUCCGUGGCCCGCGCCCACGGCCAUACUCCGGAUUUCCGGGUUCACGAGUUCGUGGAUGAGACGGCCAAUAUUCAUUCUCACGCCGAUGCAAUCUGCUUUCUAGGAAUGUCCAAGGUCCUCCGACCCGUCUCGCUGCAACAAAUUCUAAGAGCGCAUGAGAUACGACGCGAGGGGAUACCUCGGGAGCUUGCCAUCAACAAUCCUCCAUCCACUUCCCUAUAA
Molecule: messenger RNA, 1539 nt
Organism: Pestalotiopsis fici W106-1
Lineage: Eukaryota; Fungi; Ascomycota; Sordariomycetes; Amphisphaeriales; Sporocadaceae
Exons: 1
Coding region: 1-1539 (512 amino acids)
Molecular function (GO): protein binding
Source: RefSeq, a predicted model, not a curated record